GUAUCACAGCACCGCCUUCUCGUUCGUUACACUGCUGACAAACAAACAUCUCCGAGAGAGAGAGAGAGAUAGAGGAAGAAUGAAGAAUGGAGGAGAGAAGAAGAUAACAGUGGAAGAAUACGUUGAGUUCUGCAACUCUGGGAAUUCCAUCCAUUUCACCAUCGCUUACCUCAAUCAGAUCCUUCAUUUGCAUGGUUUCCGAAAGCUUCACAAAUUACAGAAGAAAAUUGUAGAAGAAGCCGUGGACUCACUGGAUCUUCUAGAUCUCUCUCGCUCAACUCUGAAACAAGUCACUGACUCCUCGCCGUCAUCGUCAUCCCUAACUCUCGACGAAGUGAUAAGCGACAUCGAAGCUCUGAAAUGGCAGGAAUGCUGCUUUACCUCACUCCAGAUCAUCAAUUCCCAGGAAACUACUCCAUCAGAAAUCUCCAAACCGAAACAGAAAUCGAACAAGAGAAAGAAAGCUACUAUGAAGAAAUCUCUCAACACUAAUUUCGGUGAUGAGAAUGACAACACAAUGAUGAUGAUGCUCCCAACGAAAAAGAUGAGAAACAAAAAGACGACGAAGAACCUCAAAAGCAUCUCCACAUUUGUCAAAGACGCUUCAUCAGCAUCCAAACCACUCUCUGCCAACAAUUUAUCAUCAAGGUUUUCUUCUUUUCCAUAA
Molecule: messenger RNA, 667 nt
Organism: Arabidopsis thaliana (thale cress)
Lineage: Eukaryota; Viridiplantae; Streptophyta; Magnoliopsida; Brassicales; Brassicaceae
Exons: 3
Coding region: 80-667 (195 amino acids)
Source: RefSeq, marked reviewed